CUGUUACGGGCAGGCGAGCCAGCACCAUGGUGAAGAGGAAGAGCUCGGAAGGCCAUGACCAGGAGAGCGGCCGAGGGGUCCCGCUGCCCAUCCAGACCUUCCUAUGGAGGCAAACCAGUGCAUUUUUGAGGCCCAAACUGGGAAAACAGUAUGAAGCUUCAUGUGUGUCCUUUGAAAGAGUUUUGGUUGAGAAUAAGUUGCACGGUCUUUCACCGGCCCUUUCUGAAGCCAUCCAGAGCAUUUCUCGCUGGGAACUGGUCCAAGCUGCCUUACCACAUGUUCUUCACUGCACGGCGACACUGCUUUCCAAUCGGAACAAGUUAGGACAUCAGGAUAAACUUGGUGUUGCAGAAACUAAGCUCCUUCAUACUCUGCACUGGAUGUUGCUAGAAGCUCCUCAAGACUGCAGCAAUGACCGAGGAGGAGGAGGAGACAGGGCAUCGAGCUGGAGAGGGAGCAGCAGCGCUUUCAUCCACCAGAUUGAAAACCAGGGAUCUCCAGGGCAUGCAAGGCGUGACAGCACCAAUGAAGAGGAGGAGAACAACAGGAGGAAGUUCUUUCAGAAUUCAAUGGCCACAGUGGAGCUCUUUGUGUUCUUGUUUGCUCCAUUAGUUCAUAGGAUCAAAGAAUCUGAUCUGACUUUUCGUCUGGCCAGUGGCCUUGUUAUUUGGCAGCCGAUGUGGGAGCACAGGCAACCUGAAGUUUCCGCCUUUACUGCACUGGUUAAACCCAUCAGGAAUAUAAUCACAGCAAAGAGGAGUUCCCCAAUGAAAAACCAGACUCUGACAUGUGAAUCUCCUAAUGUGGAUGCUGGACGUACAGAGGGGCUCCAGGUAGUGUGUGAAACACCCCAGCCAGAUGCAGUGCCCCCCAGGCCUGCUUUCUCAGGCUGCCACCGUGGGAAUUCUAUUGAUGGAAGUGUGUCAUCCCAAGCCUCCCAGGAGAAAGGACCCCCGUUUCCUAGGGUGUCUUUGGUGAUCCCACCGUGCCAAAAGUCUCGGUAUGCUACCUAUUUUGACGUGGCCGUAUUACGCUGCCUACUUCAGCCACAUUGGUCCGAGGAAGGCACUCAGUGGUCCCUGAUGUAUUACCUCCAGAGGCUGCGGCAUAUGCUGGAGGAAAGGCCUGAGAAAUCUCCUGAGCCAGAGGUCCCACCAUUGCCUAGGCCUCGCAGCAGUUCCAUGGUAGCAGCAGCUCCAUCACUGGUGAACACUCACAAAACACAGGAUCUCACAAUGAAAUGCAACGAGGAGGAAAAAUCAUUAAGCACUGAAGCUUUUGCCAAAGUGUCGCUAACCAACCUGCGAAGGGCAGCUGUUCCAGACCUCUCCUCUGAUUUGGGAAUGAAUAUUUUUAAGAAGUUCAAGAGCCGCAAAGAAGAUCGUGAGCGCAAGGGCUCCAUUCCUUACCACCACACAGGGAAAAAGCGGCAGCGAAGGAUGGGGGUGCCCUUCUUGCUCCACGAAGACCAUUUGGACGUGUCACCUACUCGGAGCACCUUCUCUUUUGGCAGCUUCUCGGGGAUUGGAGAAGACAGGCGUGGCAUUGAGAGAGGAGGGUGGCAAACGACCAUCCUAGGGAGGUUUACCAGGCGAGGUAGUUCCGAUACAGCUACAGAGAUGGAGAGCUUGAGUGCUAGGCAUUCCCAUUCCCAUCAUACCCUGGUUACUGACCUGCCAGACCACUCCAACAGCCAUGUACGUUCCCAAAUUUCCACCAUCACAGUGGCAACAUUCAACACCACUCUGGCCUCUUUCAAUGUGGGGUAUGCAGACUUCUUCAGUGAGCACAUGCGCAAGCUCUGUAACCAGGUGCCCAUUCCAGAGAUGCCUCAUGAGCCCCUGGCAUGCGCCAAUCUCCCUCGGAGUUUGACAGAUUCCUGCAUCAACUAUAGCUGCCUGGAGGAUACAGACCACAUCGAUGGGACCAGCAACUUUGUCCACAAGAACGGCAUGCUAGAUCUUUCGGUGGUUCUCAAGGCUGUUUUCCUGGUCCUGAAUCAUGACAUCAGCUCCCGAAUCUGUGAUGUGGCCCUCAAUAUUGUGGAAUGCCUGCUUCAGCUUGGUGUGGUGCCCUGUGUGGAGAAGAUCAGAAGGAAAAGUGACAACAAAGAGAAUGAACCCAGCGAGAAGAGACAAAGCGAGACCUCCUUCCAUCUCAAGGGGGCUCUGAGUAGUUCAGCCUCUGGAUUUGGGGCUGCCCCAGCCAGCGCAGCUGGAGAUGGCGGUGGAGAAGGAGGAGGAGGAGGAAGUGGUGGAGGAGAUGGAGGAGGAGGUGACGGAGGAGGAGAAGGUGGAGGAAGGCCUUAUGAGAAGAAUGAUAAGAAGGAAGAGAAGGAGGAAAGCACUCCAGCAAGCACACACAGGCUGGCUCUGACAAUGCUGAUAAAAAUUGUGAAGUCUCUGGGCUGUGCAUAUGGCUGUGGAGAAGGUCACCGUGGGCUCUCUGGAGACCGCCUGAGACAUCAGGCUCAGAAUUGCCUCACAAAGUUGUACAAGCUGGAUAAGAUGCAAUUCCGGCAAACCAUGAGGGAUUAUGUAAACAAGGAUUCACUCAACAAUGUGGUGGAUUUUUUACAUGCUUUGCUAGGUUUCUGCAUGGAGCCAGUCACUGACAACAAGGCUGGUUUUGGAAAUAAUUUCACAACAGUGGACAACAAGUCUACUGCCCAAAGUGUGGAAGGUAUUAUUGUCAGUGCCAUGUUCAAAUCACUUAUCACCCGCUGUGCCUCUACUACACAUGAGCUUCAUAGCCCCGAGAACCUGGGAUUGUAUUGUGACAUCCGACAACUGGUUCAGUUUAUCAAGGAAGCUCAUGGGAAUGUCUUUAGAAGAGUAGCCCUUAGUGCCCUUUUGGAUAGUGCUGAGAAGUUGAUACCAGGAAGAAGAGCAGAGGAAACAGCUGAACAGGAGCCCAAACCAUCAGGCAGUAAAAGAUCUGAAGUGGGAAGUGUUGUCAUUGACAAAGGACAACCGCCUUCAGCUCCCGAUGAAUGCCGCAGUUACAUCUCAAGCCGCCCAAUGCAGACUCCAGAGCAUGAUGAGCAGAUGCAAGGAGCAGCCCUAGGCCGCAAAGAUUUCUGGCGAAAGAUGUUCAAAUCUCAGAGUGCAGCGAGUGAUACUAGUAGCCAGUCGGAGCAGGAUACCUCGGAAUGCACAACUGCACACUCUGGAGCAACCACCGAGAGACGAUCCCGCUCUCGCUCAAGGAGGAUUUCACUCCGAAAGAAACUCAAACUCCCCUUAGGGAAUUGGCUGAAACGCUCAUCCCUUUCUGGUCUGGCAGAUGGUGUGGAAGACCUUCUGGACAUCAGCUCUGUAGACCGGCUCUCUUUCAUCCGGCAGAGUUCCAGGGUGAAAUUCACUAGUGCCGUGAAGCUGUCUGAAGGAGGGCCAGGAAGUGGCUUAGAGAAUGGACGAGAUGAAGAGGAGAAUUUCUUCAAGCGUCUUGGUUGUCAGACCUAUGAAGACCACUUGGCUUCCAACCAAGAGGGAAGCAAAUCCAAGAACGUGGUGAACUUAGGCGCAAUAAGACAAGGCAUGAAGCGCUUUCAGUUUCUCUUAAACUGCUGUGAGCCAGGAACAAUCCCUGAUGCCUCUAUCCUGGCAGCUGCCCUCGAUCUUGAGGCACCAGUGGUGGCGAGAGCAGCCCUUUUCCUGGAAUGUGCUCGCUUCGUUCACCGCUGCAACCGUGGCAACUGGCCAGAGUGGAUGAAGGGACACCAUGUGAACAUCACUAAAAAGGGUCUUUCCCGUGGACGCUCCCCAAUAGUGGGGAACAAACGUAACCAGAAGUUACAGUGGAAUGCGGCCAAGCUCUUCUAUCAAUGGGGAGAUGCAAUUGGCAUCCGUCUCAAUGAACUCUGCCAUAGUGAGAGUGAGAGCCCAGCCAAUCUGCUGGGCCUCAUUUAUGAUGAGGAGACCAAGCGAAGACUGAGAAAGGAGGAUGAGGAAGAAGACUUUUUAGAUGACAGUACUGUGAACCCCACCAAAUGUUGCUGUCCUUUUGCACUGAAGAUGGCAGCAUGUCAACUCCUCCUGGAGAUCACCACAUUCCUUCGAGAGACCUUUCCCUACAUGCCCAGGCCGCGGCCGGAGCCUCUUGUGGACCUGGAGAGUUGCAGGUUGCGUUUGGACCCUGAGAUGGAUCGGCACAGGUAUGAGAGGAAGAUCAGCUUUGCUGGGGUUCUGGAUGAAAAUGAAGAUUCAAAAGAUUCCUUGCACAGCAGCAGUCAUACCCUGAAAUCUGACACAGGUUGUGAAGAGAAGAAAGUUCCCAGCAGGAAGAUCAGGAUAGGAGGCUCCCGCUUGCUCCAGAUUAAAGGAACCCGCAGUUUCCGGGUGAAGAAAGGGGGUUCCCUGUCCAGCAUUCGCCGGGCCGGCAGCCUAAAGAGCACCAAGUUAUCACGUCAGGACUCAGAGUCUGAGAAUGAGGAGCUGCAGCUGUCCCACAGCAGGGACACUGUCACUGACAUAGAAGGAAGCCCUUGGAGUGCAAGCGAACCCAGUAUAGAACCUGAAGUGCUAAGCAGCACAGGCACCGAAGAGAACUAUCACCGGAAUAUGUCUUGGCUGCAUGUGAUGAUACUGCUAUGCAACCAGCAGAGUUUCAUUUGCACCCACAUUGACUACUGCCACCCUCACUGUUACCUCCAUCAUAGUCGCUCUUGUGCACGCCUUGUCCGAGCCAUCAAACUCCUGUAUGGAGACACUGUGGAUUCACUCAAAGAGAAUAACUUACUAAACAAUGUGGCUAGGAGCAAAAAACAGAAAGAGUGUUCAGACAAGUCAUGCCUGAGAACACCCUCCUUGAAGAAGAGAGUGACAGAUUCCAACCUUGAAGGAAAAAAGGACUCUGUAAUGCUGAAAUACAUCAGGCAUCAGGUGAUGAGUUUGUCUCCAGCACCUUUGUCACUGUUAAUUAAGGCAGCGCCCAUCCUCACAGAAGAGAUGUAUGGGGACAUCCAGCCUGCAGCAUGGGAACUGCUGCUCAGUAUGGAUGAGCACAUGGCUGGGGCAGCAGCUGCCAUGUUCCUUCUAUGUGCUGUGAAAGUGCCAGAGGCAGUAUCGGAUAUGCUGAUGUCUGAAUUUCAUCACCCUGAGGCAGUGCAAAGGUUGAAUGCCAUUCUUAAAUUCCACACCCUCUGGAGAUUUAGGUAUCAGGUCUGGCCCCGGAUGGAGGAAGGAGCUCAGCAAAUCUUUAAGAUUCCUCCACCUAGCAUUAACUUCACACUCCCAUCCCCAGUUCUGGGAAUGCCAUCCGUCCCCAUGUUCGACCCUCCAUGGGUUCCACAGUGUAGUGGGAGCGUACAAGACCCAAUUAACGAAGAUCAAUCCAAGUCAUUUUCAGCCCGGGCAGUGUCACGUUCUCAUCAGCGAGCAGAACAUAUUCUCAAGAAUCUGCAGCAGGAAGAAGAGAAAAAACGUCUGGGCCGAGAAGCUAGUCUGAUCACGGCCAUCCCCAUCACCCAGGAAGCUUGCUAUGAGCCCAGCUGUUCCUCAAACGUGGAGCAGGAAGAGGAAGUAGAAGAAGUUUCCAACCUGGCGUCCCGCCGUCUCUCUGUGAGUCCAUCCUGCACCUCCAGCACAUCUCACAGGAACUACUCCUUCCGCCGUGGAUCAGUUUGGUCGGUGCGUUCAGCAGUCAGUGCUGAAGAUGAGGAACACACGACAGAGCACACACCAAAUCAUCAUGUGCCCCAACCCCCACAGGCAGUCUUCCCGGCAUGUAUUUGUGCAGCUGUGCUCCCUAUUGUCCACUUAAUGGAAGACGGAGAAGUCCGGGAGGAUGGAGUAGCAGUGAGUGCCGUGGCUCAGCAAGUCCUGUGGAACUGUCUCAUUGAAGAUCCUUCUACAGUUCUUCGACAUUUUCUGGAGAAACUUACGAUCAGCAAUCGACAGGAUGAGUUGAUGUAUAUGCUAAGGAAACUUCUGCUCAACAUUGGAGACUUCCCAGCCCAGACAUCCCAUAUUCUGUUUAAUUACUUGGUGGGACUGAUCAUGUAUUUUGUGCGCACGCCAUGUGAAUGGGGCAUGGAUGCCAUUUCAGCGACUCUGACUUUCCUGUGGGAAGUUGUAGGAUAUGUAGAAGGACUAUUCUUCAAGGAUCUCAAACAGACUAUGAAGAAGGAACAAUGCGAAGUGAAGCUUCUGGUUACUGCCUCAAUGCCUGGCACCAAGACCCUUGUAGUUCAUGGGCAAAAUGAAUGUGAUAUCCCAACUCAGUUACCAGUCCAUGAGGACACUCAGUUUGAAGCUCUGUUAAAGGAGUGUUUGGAAUUUUUUAACAUAUCUGAAUCCCAAUCUUCCAACUAUUUCUUAAUGGAUAAACGAUGGAAUCUUAUUCAUUAUAAUAAGACCUAUGUCCGUGAUAUUUAUCCAUUUCGAAGAUCAGUAUCUCCCCAGUUGAAUUUGGUACACAUGAACCCAGAAAGGGGCCAAGAACUCAUUCAGAAACAGGUGUUCACACGCAAGCUUGAAGAAGUGGGUAGGGUUCUGUUCCUCAUUUCUCUGACCCAGAAGAUCCCCGUUGCUCACAAGCAGUCUCAUGUGUCUCUGUUGCAAGAAGACCUCCUCCGCUUGCCCUCUUUUCCUCGCAGCGCCAUUGAUGCUGAGUUCUCACUCUUCAGUGAUCCACAAGCUGGAAAGGAGCUAUUUGGCCUUGACACCCUUCAGAAAAGCCUCUGGAUUAAACUGCUGGAGGAGAUGUUUCUCGGGAUGCCUAGUGAAUAUCCCUGGGGGGAUGAAAUCAUGCUCUUCCUCAAUGUAUUCAAUGGAGCCCUGAUCCUGCACCCUGAGGACAGUGCCCUCUUGAGGCAAUAUGCUGCCACUGUCAUCAACACAGCUGUACAUUUCAACCACCUCUUCUCUCUCAGUGGGUACCAGUGGAUCCUCCCCACUAUGCUCCAGGUAUAUGCUGACUACGAGAGCAACCCACAACUCCGUCAAGCAAUUGAGUUUGCCUGCCGUCAAUUUUACAUUCUACAUCGUAAGCCCUUUGUACUACAAUUGUUUGCCAGUGUGGCUCCUCUCUUGGAGUUUCCUGAUGCAACAAACAAUGCGCCCAGCAAAGGUGUAUCAGCUCAGUGCCUGUUUGAUCUGCUGCAGUCCUUAGAAGGAGACACUCCUGACAAUCUGGACAUUCUGGAACUAGUGAAAGCAGAAAAGCCUCUAAAAUCAUUAGAUUUCUGCUAUGGCAACGAGGACCUGACUUUUUCCAUCAGCGAGGCCAUAAAGUUAUGUGUAACAGUUGUUGCAUAUGCCCCUGAGUCAUUCAGAAGUCUUCAGAUGCUGAUGGUCCUUGAAGCCCUGGUUCCCUGUUACCUGCAGAGGCUUAAGAGGCAAACUUCCCAAUUGGAGACUGUGACUGCGGCUCGAGAGGAGAUUGCUGCUACAGCUGCUCUUGCUACAUCCUUACAAGCCCUCUUGUACAGCGUGGAAGUUCUUACCAGGCCAAUGACUGCCCCUCAGAUGAGUCGCUGUGAUCAAGGCCAUAAAGGAACCACUACUGCUAACCAUACUAUGUCGUCUGGAACUAAUACUAGAUACCCAGAUCAAGGAGCUAAACUGCACUUUAUCAGGGAAAACCUUCACUUGCUGGAGGAAGGCCAAGGCAUUCAGCGUGAGGAGCUGGAUGAACGCAUUGCUAGGGAGGAGUUCAGGAGACCCCGUGAGUCCCUGUUGAAUAUCUGUACUGAGUUCUAUAAACACUGUGGCCCCAGACUGAAGAUUUUGCAGAACCUAGCUGGAGAGCCCAGAGUGACUUCCUUAGAGCUGCUGGAUGUAAAGUCUCAUAUGAGGUUGGCAGAAAUUGCACAUUCCCUUCUGAAGCUGGCACCUUACGACACCCAGACGAUGGAGAGCCGUGGGCUCCGGCGAUACAUCAUGGAGAUGCUGCCCAUCACUGACUGGACAGCCGAGGCAGUGAGGCCGGCCUUAAUCCUCAUCUUAAAGCGAUUGGAUCGUAUGUUCAAUAAAAUUCACAAGAUGCCUACUUUGAGGCGACAGGUUGAGUGGGAGCCUGCCAGCAGUUUGAUUGAAGGGGUUUGUUUGACACUUCAGAGGCAGCCAAUCAUAUCGUUCCUGCCUCACCUUAGGUCACUGAUCAAUGUCUGUGUCAAUCUGGUGAUGGGAGUAGUAGGACCUUCCAGUGUGGCCGAUGGAUUGCCCCUUCUUCAUCUCAGCCCUUAUCUCUCGCCACCUCUACCCUUCAGCACAGCUGUUGUCCGGCUUGUAGCAUUGCAGAUUCAGGCUUUGAAAGAAGAUUUCCCCCUAAGCCACGUGAUCUCUCCAUUCACCAAUCAGGAGAGAAGGGAAGGAAUGCUUUUAAAUCUACUGAUUCCAUUUGUGCUCACAGUAGGAUCAGGAAGCAAAGACAGCCCUUGGCUGGAGCAGCCAGAGGUCCUCCUCCUGCUCCAGACAGUCAUUAACAUUUUGCUGCCACCUCGCAUCAUCAGCACUUCCCGCAGUAAGAACUUUAUGCUGGAGAGCUCUCCUGCCCACUGCUCCACCCCUGGGGACGCAGGGAAGGACUUGCGCAAGGAAGGGCUAGCCGAAUCCACUAGCCAGGCAGCCUACCUGGCUUUGAAGGUGAUCCUUGUCUGUUUUGAGCGUCAGCUUGGCAGCCAAUGGUAUUGGCUAAGCCUGCAGGUCAAAGAGAUGGCUUUGCGAAAAGUAGGAGGGCUUGCCCUGUGGGAUUUCAUAGAUUUUAUUGUUCGAACCCGAAUUCCCAUCUUUGUGCUUCUUCGACCCUUCAUUCAGUGCAAGUUGCUAGCCCAGCCAGCUGAGAAUCAUGAAGAAAUGACUGCUCGACAGCACAUUGCUGACCAGUUGGAGCGGCGCUUCAUCCCACGCCCUCUCUGCAAGAGCUCUCUCAUUGCGGAAUUCAACAAUGAGCUAAAGAUCCUCAAGGAGGCUGUGCAUAGUGGGUCAGCCUACCAAGGUAAGACUUCUAUCAGCACUGCAGGCACCUCUACCUCUGCAUACCGACUGAGUCUCGCCACGAUGUCGCGCUCCAACACUGGCACUGGAACUGUCUGGGAACAGGAUAGUGAGCCUUCCCAACAAGCUUCCCAGGAUACUUUAAGCCGGACAGAUGAGGAAGAUGAAGAAAAUGAUUCCGUGAGCAUGCCCAGUGUGGUAAGUGAACAAGAAGCAUACCUCAUGGGUGCCAUUGGGAGGAGGAGAUUCUCCAGCCAUCUCUCCAGCAUGUCUGCACCUCAGGCUGAGGUGGGCAUGUUACCCAGCCAAAGUGAACCUAAUGUCCUCGAUGACUCCCAAGGCCUGGCAGCUGAGGGCAGCCUCUCUAGGGUAGCAAGCGUGCAGAGUGAACCUGGACACCACAAUCUUCUUCUACAGCAACCAUUAGGGAGAAAAAGAGGCUUGAGGCAGCUAAGAAGGCCUCUUUUAUCACGUCAGAAAACACAGACGGAACCUCGCAGCCGUCACGGUGCACGACUUUCUACCACACGUAGAAGCAUACAGCCCAAAGCAAAACCAACUGUUGAUCAAAAACGAUCUGUAACCUUCACUGAAGCUAAAUCCGAGGCAUCGACAUCAAAGCCGGAUCCAGCACCAAUUGCAGCCCAGCAGCAAAGCAGCAAAAAGAGCAGCCCUUCAGAUGGUAGCAAGCAGGAAGCUACAAAUAGAUCCACUCUGCCUUCCUCACCUGCUGUUAUUGUGGCAGAUCUCCAUAGUCAAGUCUCCUCUAGCCAGAAUGUGACAGCUUCUGCUGAGGAUAAAAAAAAGGAAGAGAAUGUGGAGCAAAAGCCAGCACAAGCUCACAGUACCCCUCCACCCACAGAACUUUCUGACACUGAGGAUUUUGCAGGCCUUGAAACCACCAGCUUACUGCAGCAUGAAGACACUGUCCUUCACAUUAGUGAGGACAAUGGGACAGAGAAUCCCCUACUUUCCAGCCAGUUCAGCUACACGCAGGUUGAGGUGGGACAGACUGAUAUUGACCUGGAUGAGUCUCAUGUUUGACUUGGGAAGCAGAUGGUAGUACACUAGAGGAAUGAAGGAUCUUCCUCUGGUCUUCCUAUUCCUCUAUAAGUAUGUAAAGGAGCACUUUAUCAACAUGUGGAACACAUCUAGUAUCCUAUUGGUAAAGUUGGGUCGAUAUAUUUUAGAUAAUAAGCUGCAGCUUUGGACAGAUCUAGUUGGAAUAGAUUAACACUGGAAUCUUCCUAGGCACAGAACUGAUUCACAACAUCUUUUGCACUCUUUAGCUUCUCUUAAGUUACAUUAAAAAAUGCCAGGCAGAAAUAGAAAACUAUCUUUUUGAAGGUUAUCCACCUUAAUAUAGUAAUCUAAAUCUAAAGUUUAUUUUUAUAAUUUCAGAAGAUAGAGAAAAAUAUAUAUACAUAUAUAUAGACACACAGUAUACUCAUCAGAGACAUUACUAGCGAUAGAACUGCAGAAUGCUUUAUUAUGGUAUUAUUAAUACCAGUUAGCAUCAGAAUAUUAACCACCAAACAAAGUUCAGAGGAAUAUUUUGGGUGAACUCUGUUCCUUGUUUACACUUACAGUAUCUGAAAUAUAAACUGUUUUCCCUCUCUUGAAAACUAAAUGUGGACAAUAAGGAAUGGAAAAAAAAUAAUACUGCUGUACAGAGUUGUGAAACACUGUAGCAAGUGUUCUGUAAAUUAUACUAAAUAUCCUGCUUUGAAUGUUUAAACAACCUGAAUAUAAAAACAACAGGAAAGUGUGUGGAUAUUUCUGCUAUAUUUAUAGUUGCAUCUAUAUUUCCAUUAAUAUAAUCUACAUAAAAACCCAGGAGUUGAUGUGUAUGUAACAAGUAUUUUUGCACACUGGGAGUGUGUGAUAUGAAGAUUUAUUUUCACAUACACUUAUAUGAAUCUGCAGGUAUCUGUGAUUCUCAGUGUGAAAUGUAUUGAAUUAUACCUCUCUUUGAAGCUUAUUCACCUACAAUCAUGGAUGAUUUGCAAUCUAGACUCAAUGAAUGAAUGAAUGUAAGCAUUAAUUUUAAAGUAUAGGGGAAUAACACUUUCUGAUGUCAUUAAGUUGAUGUAAAUUAAUUUGUUUACAGGUUUCUAACAUGGAUUUAUUGUGCCAGCCAUAUGUAUGGUUACCAAAAUACCUUGCUCCAGAAGGCUUAAGCUUAAACUAUAUAUAUUUCAUAAAUAGCUGGGAAUGGUUUCUGAAACUAUGCAGGAAAAAAGCGUUGCAUCACUCCUGUCACUUUAAACCAAAUCAAUCCUCUGUACCAAGCCUUUUUUCACAGAGAAUUUAUGUGUCACUUUUUACAUGUUAUUAAUUAAAGUGAUAAUUUGAUUUACCGGUAUUCAUAGGGUGGCUUCCUCAUUGGAUUCAAUGAGAUUUGAAUGGGAAAGUUCAGGAAGCAGCCCAGCUCGUAUCCCUUCUAGUCAGGGAACAUGUUUUUAAGAGCACGAUCGUGGUCAACAGAGUUGUUUUAUUCUACAUGCAUUAUAAGAACUAUAAUGUAAAAACAUAUAGCAAAGUGUAUGGACCUUUUAGCAGGCUGAGGCUGCAAUCCUACCCCAACUUAUUUGGGAGUAAGCAGCACUCAAUUCAAUAGGACUUCAUUCUGAAUAGAGAUAGCCCUGCCCUGUGAAAUAGGUUCUGCUACUUUUUCUUGUUGCAGCAUCAGAGCAGCGGUACCGUCUGCCCUGCAGUAGAAGUACUGUAUGCUGGAUUUGCUUUUCCUUUGGAAAUCAUGUGUGGCUUUGCACAAAUGACUCCUGCUUAUGUGUUGGGACUCCUCAUUCCUCUCCUUCCCCAUGAAUCAAUCUACUCUGGAUUUUUGGUGAACAAGGGUCUGCAGAGGGGAGGGGAGGAAAGUCCCUCACACUUUGUUAGAUUCCAUCCCAUGUGUGGAAAACAUUUUCUGAACUAAAAAUGAAAUAUUUUAAUUUAAAUUUUUUUAAUUGAUACAGCAAACCUAUAAUUUCUGGUCCACUGAGGAUUUCUUUAUGGUUAAAUUUAUUCAUUUAGAUUUAUUAGUGCACAUUGUGUGACUACAGUAUGGAAAUGACAAUGCAGGCAACAAGCAUAUACCUGUAUUUUACAAAGAUUUUUAGGGAAAUGUUUUCAGUAAUCACAUAUUAAUUUAGGUAAAGAGACUAUUUAUCUGUAUGUGUGAUAAGUAUUUCACCUGAUCAUAGUUUUAAGAAUAGAAAAUACUGUGAUUCACUAUAUGAAAGCCAGUUCUCAUAAAACUUAGUAUCUUCAUCAUUACCAGUUGUACGGUAUUGAAUACAUUUUAGCAAGCCAUAAUGAAAACUCAUAAAUAUCCCUAUUGUGGUGUUCUUGUUUUCAUUUCUUUCUUUUUUAAGUUGCAAUUUUAAAAUUACAUUAGUUACUUUAAAAUAACAUCAAUCUUGUGGUUCAGCAAGGUUGCUGCUUAAGCAAUUUAUUGAAAUCCUGAGCACGCCUGUUUUUCUAGUGUAUUUCUAUUUCAUAUUAGGCACACUGUACUGACUACAGGUGCAUACAGAUGUGCUCUUAACAGAAGUUGUGCUUUUUCCAGUAUAUUGAUAAGUGACAAGUAUAUUCUGCUGUGAAGAAAAACUAUGCUGCUUACUUAGUGUUAGAGGCCUUAUGUGUACGUAAUGUUCAAAAAAUUAUCUGUGUUGUAAAAAAACAACUGUUUGUCAGUGUUCAGUAAGGUUUGGUUGUUUCAAAUUUUUACAUUAACUUGCUGUCAUUGAUAUUGUUACAAAUCACAAAGUCCCCCCUUUCUAAAAGACUGUGAUACCAAGUUAUGAGAUUACAGCCAUGAAGUUUACUGUAAAUUUCCUCUUCAACAUGUGCCUCCUCAUAGCUUUUCAAGCAGUGCCCAGUCCCAGUCCAGUUUAAUAGAAAGGGAGCAUUACUGUAUUGGAAAUAUUCAGUAUGAUUAUUGUUUUACAAUUGUCUUUUCUACAUGUGAUUGUAGCUGUGCUGAAUGUCAAAAAUAUUUGUAUGUGUGUUUAUGUGUACAUCUAAAUGUAUAAAAAUGUCAAGGGAUGUAUUUUUUAAGAAUGCUGCUGCAAGAUUUUAAAGAAAAAGCUGUUGAGACUUGAAAUGGUUUUAAUUUCUAGAGAAUUUUGCCAGUAUAUUUUAGCAAAGAAAGAAUUGGCAUAAAAAAAAUCAGAAUUCCACUAGUGUUAUAAGAACAAGUAAGCCGUUUCCCUCCAAAUUUUUAAAACAGGGCAUUCCCUGUAAAUAUUAAUUAAAAAUAGUUAAGCUUUAAUACAAUGUAUUUUGACACUUGCAUUGCCAAAGAGAUACCCAGUACAGUGGAACCUCGGUUUAUGAACACCUCGGUUUAUGAAUUUUCAGUUUAUGAACGCCGCUGACCCAUCUGGAACGGAUUAAUUCAUUUUCCAUUACUUUCAAUGGAAAAGUUCGCUUCAGUUUAUGAACGCUUCAGUUUAUGAACAGACUUCCGGAACCAAUUACACCCAUGCUUCAGUUUAUGAACGCUUCAGUUUAAGUUCUCCGCGGACCCGUCUGGAACGGAUUAAUCCACUUUCCAUUACUUUCAAUGGGAAAGUUCGCUUCAGUUUAUGAACGCUUCAGUUUAAGUACUCCACGGACUGUCUGGAACGGAUUAAUCCACUUUCCAUUACUUUCAAUGGGAAAGUUUGCUUCAGUUUAUGAACGCUUCAGUUUAUGAACAGACUUCCGGAACCAAUUGUGUUCAUAAACCGAGGUACCACUGUAUGUAAAAAUAUAAAGGGAAAGGAAAGUCGACUCCUAUUAAUAACACCAGAUUAUACUGUUAGUAAAUGAUCUCAGGGCAGUCAGGAGAAUGUUACCUUAUUGACAAAUGUUACAUAUGGGAAGUGAAGGAAGGGCUAUCUUGCCUUGUUAGAUAUUGGGGGAGAAUAUUUGAAAUUCAGAUACUUUUAUUAAAAUAUUUGUUUGUACACACCAUGAAGCCAACCAUGAAAUUAGGAAUUUGUACCCAGUUAAUAUGAAUUUUCAAUGUUAACCAGAAAAAUGAAGCCCACUGAGAAGAUAGAAUCAUUUAAAACUAUGGGAUGUAAGGAUACAGAGCUGAAAUGUUCUAGAUCUGCAAUGUGUGCCAAAUGACCAAAGAUGAAGGAUAAAAUAUAAAGAUGUCUGAAUUAUGUUUAUGAAAGAUUACAGUAGUCUAAUGUUUGAAUAUGAAUAAAUAAUAAAA
Zootoca vivipara (common lizard) is the source of this 14151-nucleotide messenger RNA. The record is from RefSeq and is a predicted model, not a curated record. Lineage: Eukaryota; Metazoa; Chordata; Lepidosauria; Squamata; Lacertidae.